Messenger RNA from Dendronephthya gigantea, 27496 nucleotides. RefSeq lists its product as uncharacterized. The record is from RefSeq and is a predicted model, not a curated record. The coding region runs from base 72 to 27326 and encodes 9084 amino acids. NCBI's taxonomy places the organism in Eukaryota, Metazoa, Cnidaria, Anthozoa, Malacalcyonacea, Nephtheidae. The transcript has 29 exons.
CAAGAUGGCUUCUUUUUUAUAUAUGGUUAAAAUAAUUUUCUAUUGUAAUUUUAUGUUUUUAAACUAGAAAUAUGUGGGGGAGACUCUCUGAAUUCGUGCAGGAUAAGUUGGAUACCUCUUCUGUGGAGGAUGAAAGGCAUUCUGGCGAUGCGGGAAAUGCUAAAGCUACUAUAGAAAGUCUUCAGCAAGCCCUUAGCGAGGCGGAAAGCAGAAAUAAAGACAUAAACAGAGAAUUUAAAAAGUUAAUUCGCGAGAAAGAGAAUGAACUGCAAAAACUGCGGCAGAACCAAAGUGGCUCCGAGAAUGGACACGAGUCAGAUUAUUCCAGCUCAUUAUCUGGUCUUCAGGAACAGAUGGAAAACUUGAAAGAGCAACUGUCUUUGAAAGAUAAAAAGAUACAAGAACUCAGUAGUGAAAAAAGCAAAAGAAAUAAAAGUUCACCUUCAUCACAGCUGAGUGAUGCAGACAAACGAAUAGAAGAGCUGGAACUGCUGCUGGCACAGAAAGACAAAAAUCUCCAACACCUGCUACAGGAACUUGAGAGUGCUGAGCAGCAGAGUAAGCAAACAUGGGAACAAAAACGUAUCAAUGAAGAGAAAGUGAUGGGGGAACUUGCAGCAAAGAUUCAACAUAAUACAACAUUAAUCACCAAGUUGGAGGAGACUGAACAAUUGAUGGCAGAAAGGGAUAAAUCUAUACAAGAACUGUGUGAUAAAGUUGAAGCAAAAGAGAGGUUGAUUAAAUCUAGGGAUGAGGUGAUCAGUCAACUGCAAAUGAGCAAAGAUAUUGGUGGUGGUACAGAUGAUGUUGUGUCAGUUCUUCAAGAACAAGUUCGUUCUCAACAGGAUAAGAUCACUGAACUUGCUGAUGACAUUGACAGAUAUCGUAGAAACCUGAAAGAGAAAGAAGCCAUUCUUGCUGCUCGUGAAAAGAGCUUAGAAAACAUUCAACACCAGAUGCAGGAACAAACGGCGGCUUUGAGUGAAUUGUCAGUUGAACGAGAUGGUCUUUUAAAUAAAAUAGAAAGUUUGGAACGAGAUCACAACAAUGCCGUCGCAAGGUUGCAGGAAGAAGUUAAAUUGAAGGAAGAAAACAUGGCGGCGGAGAUGUCACAUUUGGAGAUCUCGUUUAAAGAAAGUGAACACAUGUUGAAAGAGGAUGUCGAAGAGAAAGCCAACAUUAUUCAGUCCAAAGACGAAGCGAUUGCCGUGCUAAAGAGAACCAUCCAAGAGAGAGCCCUGGGUCCAAGCAUGGAUAGCAACCAAGGAAAAGGAAUGUCUGAGGAGGGUGAAAAGAUUGUAAAAAUGCUGGAAACACAACUAGAAGAGACAAAGGGAAAUUUGAGCAUGAAACAAGAUGCUUUGGUCAAGACAGAGAACGAACUUCAUGAGAAACAGAAUGAAAUCCGCGAGCUACAACUUCAAUCACAGCAAGAACUAAAAAACCUGAGCGAGAAACUUAAUCAGGAGAACUUAGCUACUUCAGAACUAAGAGAACAAUUGAGUAGUAAAGACAAUAAGUUACAAAACCUUGAAGAAAAUCUGGCUGGUUUAACAGACCGGUUGCGCGAUACCUCGAAUGAACUGGAAACAACUAAAACAAUGUUAGAAGAAAAAUCAGAAAAAUUAUCGGAAUCUGGGGACAUGUCUGGAAAAGUUAACGAGUUGUCACAAACUGUUAAAAAGUUGGAUGGCGUUUUAGAAGAACGUGAUGCCAAGAUUACGGAGCUGAAUGUCUUAACUGGGAAACUGCAGGAACGUGUCGAGAAUUUAGUUUCCGAAAAUCAGCGAGUUCAUGAAAGCAUGGAGAAUAUGAAGCAUAGCUUGAACGAACAAUUGCUUUCUACACAAGAAGAGCUCAAGUGUCUUGCGGAGAAACACGAGCUUGAACUUUCUGAGAAAGAACUUCUUAUCAAAGAUCAGGAGUUUUCACUCGCGCAAAAAGAUGAAAAAUUCUCGGAGUUGAGUGAGGUGCUCGAAAACGAAAAGCGAAAAUUCAAUGAGCAUCUUGAAAGUUCUUUGAAAAAUAAAACUGACCAUGAGGAGCAAAUAGAAAGUCUUAAAAACGAGAAUGAAGCAAAAGAGAAUGAGAAAACUGGUUUUGAGAAACAACUUUUUGAACUGCAAGAAAAAGUGGAUGGAAUGAAGAAUGAAAUUGAGCAAAAGGAGGCGGAAAUGCAAAAAUUAAGAAAUGAGGUAAGUGGUGAAGUUAAACUUUUGAAGGAGGAAAAUGUGAAAUUGACCGAAGAUAGAUCUAGGUUAGAGCAAAUGCUAGGCAGUAAAGAUACUGAUCUUGCCGAGAAGCAACAGCACCUGGACGAACUCAAAAAUGAAGUGGCUGAAAAACAGAAACGGUUUGAGUCCAUUCAAGCUGAAUCCGAAAAUCGCGUUCAUGAACUCGCUGUUGAGAAGUCAACCGUCAGUGAAGAGGUGAAAAAGAUAAAAGAAUUGUUGAAUGAGAAAGAGAAUGAAUUUAAGAAUGAGGUUACUAAGAUGAAUGACAGAGAAAAGAGGCUGGAUAAUAAACUGAAUUUGUUAAAUGAGUUGAACACUAAGUUGAAACAAGAUUUCGAUCAAAGUAAAACGGAAAUUCAGGAAUCUCGGCAGGAGGAAGAACGUUUAAGAAGCGACCUGGAGUUGCUAAGAUCAGAAUCCGGAUUAAAAGAGGGAAAGCUUACUGAGCUAACUGAACUGGUAAAUGCUAAUGAAGAAGAAAUCAUAGUUCUCAAGGCAUCUCUUAAGGAAAGCUCUGGCAGAGAAAAUGAGUCAACAGAGAAGGUAAAUGAGCUGGAAGAACAAAUCAAAUCACUCAAAGGUUCUCUUUCCGAGAAUCAGACCGAGUGUACCAGCAUCAAAGAACACCUUAAUGAAAAGGUACAAAAAAUUGAUUCACUUUCUGAAACAAUUUCUGACAAACAAGCAGAGAUUGAUGCGAUGAAGCAAAAUUUGGAAACGCAUAUACAAGAAAGUCUUAAUAGAGAAAAAGAUGCUGAAGACAAACUAAAUGUUUUAGCAACCGAGAAACAGCAGGAAUACAAGAGAUUGACGGAAAUGCUAAAUAAAAAGGAUGGAGAAAUAAAGUCACUAGAGGAAAAUAUUUCUGUGAAACAAACGGAACUGGAUGAAUUACAGAAAAACACGAGUGCCAAAAUACUGCAACGUAAUGAAAGAGAGCGCCAACUUAUAGAUGAACUGGCUGCUUUAAAUGCAGCAAAAUUAGAAAGAGAGGAAGUUCUUGUUAAAGAUUCACAGCAAAAAGAACAACAAGUUAAAUUACUGGAGGCGAACGUCUCUGAAAAUCUUGCUGAACUAAGCAAAGUAAAGGAAAGCCUGGAGUCUGAAAUUCUUGGAAGAAAAGAGAUGGAAACUAAGCUCAGAGAUCAAAUCGAUGUCCUCACAUCAGAAAGUGGAGUCAAAGAAAAAGAUCUGUUUAGGAAGAUAAAUGAACAAGAGAUUCAAGUUACAUCACUGCAAGAGCGUCUAACGGUUAACCAAACUGAACUGGAUCAAGUACAAGGAAGUCUUGGAGCUGAAACAGAGCGAGCGAAGCAACUAGAAAACGAUCUUGAGGAACAAAUGAAAACAUUCAACGACAGAAUCGCAGAACUUGAGGAAAAAGUGGAGAAUUAUAAGACCAGUGAGACCCACCUUAAAGAACUUGUUAAUACCCUAGAGAAUCAAUUAAAUAAUUUUAAAUCCGAAAGUCUUGAAAAAGAAACCAGUCUACUUAAAGAGAUCAGCAAACAUGAACAAAAUAUCAAAUCACUACAAGAAAGUCUCGCCAACAAGCAGGCUGAACUGAGUGAGACCAUGGCGGAACACAAACAACAGCAUAACGAGUUGACCGAUCAAAUUAAUUCCAUUAAACUACGAAGUGAUGAAACAGAAGCAAGUCUAUUUGAAAAAAACAGUCAACAGGAACACGAGAUCAAAUCACUACACGAAAACCUUUCCAACAAGCAGACUGAACUGAGUGAAAUAGUACAGAAAUAUGAAAAGGAGGAACUCGAACUAAAAGAUCAAGUCGAAACUCUGAGAAACGAUAGUUCUCAAAAAGAGAAAAUUUCAGUGGAGAAGAUUAAUGAACUAGAGUUACAGAUAAAAUCACUUGAAGGUGAUCUUGCUGAUACGAUCGCUGAGCUAAGUAAAGUUAACCAAAGUCUUGAGAUGCAGAUUCAUGAGAGAAAAGAAAUGGAAAACAGCCUGAAUAAAAAUAUAAAUAUCCUGACAUCCGAAAGCAAAGAAAAGGAAACGAGCUUACGUGGAACAAUCAGUGAACAAGAAGAAAAUAUUAAAUCAUUACAAGAAAAUCUCAACUCGAUGCAAACUGCAUUAAAAGAAGAAAUACAGAAAUGUGAACAGCUCGAAAAAGACAAUUUGGAUGCUUCGAAUGAAUACAAGAAAAGAGAACAGUCGUUGUCAGAAGAACUUGAAAAUCAGAAAUCUGCGGAUAAAAAUCGUAUAGAGUCAUUGUAUCAAGAGGUAGCAUCAAGAGACGAGAGAAUUGGAGAGUUAGAUGCAAACUAUAGUACCUUAGAAAAAACAAAAGCGGAAGAAGUUAGAGGAUUAUCUGAAGAAAUAGCCAAGCUCAAGGAAAUUGUGCAAAAAUUUGAGGUUCAGAAAUCUGAGAGCGACGGUCUUUUGGUGUCUUUGAAAGAAGAUGUGAAAUCGAGAGAUGAAAUGAUCGAAAAGCUGAAUGGAAAACUUGUCUCGCUAGAAAGAAGUAAAGAAGAAGAAGUUAAAGUUUUAAGUCAGGAUGGUAUGAACCUUAAGCAAACUGUACAGGAUCUUGAACAGACUUUGUUGGAAAAGGAGCAGAAACUUUUCAUUUCUGUGGAGGAUAACCAGAAAUUAACUUCCCAAGUUAAGGAAAUCGAAAUUAAGCUGAGUGAACGACGUGAUGAACUAGACGGUGAGAGAAUUUUAAGACUGCAGGAAAAUCAGAAACUUUCAACUCAAAUAAAAGACGUUGAAAAUAUGUUGAGUAAACAAACUGAAGAACUAGAAAAUGAGAGGAGUUCAAGACUUGAUGAAAUCAAUAAACUUGAAUCUCGAGUCCAAGAAGUAGAGGGUGUUUUGAACGAAAGAACUGUUGAACUUGAAAAUGAAAGAAGAUCCAGAUCGGAAGAGAAUAAGAAUUUAUCAUCACAGGUGCAAGAGCUUGAAAGUAUGUUGAGUAAACGAAAUGGGGAAUUAGAAGAUGAGAAGAAAUUAAGACUGGAGGAAAAUAAGAGACUUGAAACUCAAGUGAAGGAAAUCGCAACUGUGCUUAGUGAGCGAGAUUUGGAGUUGAAAAAAGAAGCGAAUUUAAGGACUGAAGAGACUCGAAAACUUGAAAGUGAAAAUAAAAAAUUGCAAGGUGUUGUGGACGAUAUGCAGGAAACAAUACGAGUGAAGGAAGGUGAGAUUUUCGCACAAAAGGAAGAACAUUUAGAACGAUGCAACGAACUUCAGAAUUCAUCGCGAGAGAUGGAAGCAACGUUGUCUCAAGAAUUGCAAGCCUUACGAGCUACUAACAAUGAUUUAGAGGAAGCUCUCCGAAUUAAAGAGGGUGAUAUUGUUUUACUGAAAGAAGAGCAUUCAGAACGGUGCAGGUCAACGCAAAAGAAAGAAGAAACCAUGUCUCAGGAAAUGUUAGAACUACAAGAAGCACUUCGAGUAAAAGAAGAUACUAUUAUCGCACAGAAAGAAGAACAUUCAAAACGAUACGAUGAACUUCAAAAUUCAUCGCAAGAGAAGGAAGCAUUCAUGUCUCAAGAAUUGCAAAAAAUUAUGACUAACAACCAGGAUUUGCAAGAAGCACUUCGAGUUAAAGAAGAUGUCAUUGUAGCACAGAAAGAAGAACAUUUGGAACGAUGUAGUGAAUUAGAGACCUCGUCGCAAGAGAAAGAGAAAUUGUUGAAAGAAUCGGAUGAGCAGUGGGUACAGAAAGAAGCAGCAUUAUCUCAGGAAUUACAAGAAUUGAGGAAAAAUAACUGUGAAUUGGAUACGCAGUUAAAAGAACUUCAAACAAUGGUUAGUGACCGAGAGGCUGAAUGGAGUAAUCGUGGGAAGUUGUUCUUGAAGACAGAAGAAGAAUUAAAGUCGCGGUUAGAAGAAAAAGAUAAAAGUUUGAGCGAGUUAGGAGACCAGUUACAAAAAGUUUCUAAAGAGAAAGUCGAACUUGAAGAAAAUAUUGCAGGUAUUAAUGGAGAGAACAUAUUAUUACAAGGAAAAUUGCAGGAUAGUGACAGAGAAUUGGAAAAUAUUAAUACAAGAUUGGCGGAACAGGACACCCAGAUGAGCAAACUGAAUGAACAAUUGUAUAACAGUGAAUCGCAAGUAAAUGAAUUGAAAGAGCAAUUGGGUCAUUUUGAAAGCAAAACACGCGAAUUGAAUGAACGGUUGGAAAAUAUGUCUGAUGAAAUACAAGGACUGAAUGAAGAACUACGUACGAAAAGAAAAGACAUUGAAGAGUUGACUACGGUUAUUGAAAACAAGGAAAAUGAAAUUGAAGAGUUGAAUACAAACUUAGGAUCUAGUGAUGUGGAAAACCGAAAAUUGAGAGAAAAACUUGAACACAACACUAAAAAGAGCGAAGAGUUAGACAAGGAAUUGGAAAUAAGAACAAAUGAAGUGGAAGGUUUAAAGCAAUCUCUCACAAAUAAGGAUGAUGAAAUUACAGAGUUGAAAAAUCGCCUAGAAACUAGUGGAGAGGAAUAUCAGAAAUUGAAUAAAGAACUUGAAGAGAUAAAUAAAGAGGUUAGCACUUUACAACAAACAGUUUCAUGUAAGGAUGGUAAGAUCACGGAGUUAAACGGUAUAUUGGGGACUUCGAAUGAAGAACUUGAGAUAAAGAACAAACAAGUACAAGAUCUCAAAGAAGAUGUUGCGAGUAAAGAUGGUAAAAUCAUAGAGUUAAAUGGUCUGUUAGACAGUAAUGAAAGAAAGUACGCUGAAGAGGUAACAACUCUGACCCAGCAGAAAGACAAUCUUCAAAAUAUGUUAACCCAAGAACAAUGCGCUGUUAAAGAAUCAAAAUUGAAGUUUGCCGAGGAAAAGAGUUUACUUCUGACCGAGUUAAACGAAAGUAUGGAAGUAAAGGAAAGAUUGGAAAAGGCAAUGGUUUCUCUCGACGCGAAAGAAAAUGAAGUGUUUGAUUUGAAGGAAAACGCUGUUUUGGUCGAGGAGCAACUGGUAGAGAAAGACGAAGAAAUAAAUAAUCUUCAAAACGAUCUGAACUUAAAGCUUCAGGAUCUUGAGGAAGAAAGAAAAAAAUCAAAACAACUACGGCAAGACCUGGAUGAGACCCUCACAGCUUUAGUUAGGACUAAGGAAGAAAAUGUCUUUCUCAGUGAAGAGUUGGACGUGACUGCUGAAGAAAUGAGAAGUAAGAGUUCGGAAGCGGAAAAGUUACAGGGAGAUAUUGAUAAACAAACUCAGGAAAACCAAGAAAAGAUUGAGGAAUAUGUUGCCUUGACUCACACAUUGAAGGAGGAACUGCACGCAAAGACCAACGAAUUGAGUACUAAAAGUAUGGAAGUUGAUAAAUUGCAGGGAGAUAUUGAUAGAAGCGCACAAGAACAUCAACGAAAGAUCGAAGAAUAUGUCGCCUUAAAUCAAAACUUGAAAGAAGAGCUUUUGGGUAUAAGUGAAGAUGUGAAAGUUAAGAUAGAAAAUCUUGAUGGUAGAAGGAAAGAGUUGGAGGAAACUUGCCAAAAUUCUGGGAAACGAAUAGUCGAGUGCGAAAAAGAAAUUGAAACCCUAAAGAAUGAUCUUAGUGUCAAGUCUGAUGAGUUGAAAUGUAGAAAUACUGAACUAAGCAGUUUGAAGGAGUCUUUUGAUAAAUCGUGCCAAAAUUAUGAGACGCGAAUCACUGAGAAUGAAAAUAUAAAACAAAGCUUAACAGAAAAGUUGGAGGUAAAGACAGAAGAGCUGAAGGCUAAAUGUACAGAAGUGAAAAAUGUCCGAGCAGAAUUAGAUAAAACCUGUCAAAUUCACAAGAAGCAAAUGUCUGAGAAUGAAAACGUUAAGCAAAAUUUGAGCGAGCAACUGCAAGCGAAGACUGAAGAACUUGAUGCUAAAUCUACUGAAUGUGGUAACCUCAGCGCGAAGUUGGAGCAACAAACCUCUGAGUAUAGAAGAGGUAUCCAAAGUGUGACGGAGCAACUAAAAACGAAGGGUGAAGAAAUGGAUGCUAAAUCAACUGAAUGCGAUGAACUUAGCACAGAAUUAGAGAAAACUAGAGAAGCUCAUGAACGGCAGAAGUCUGAAUAUGAAAAUAUUAACCAAAGUUUGACAGAGCAACUACAAGCGAAGAGUGGAGAACUGGAUUCUAAAUCUGUUGAAUGCGAUGAACUUAGCGCAGAAUUAGAGAAAACUAGAGAAAUUCAUGAACGGCAGAAGUCUGGAUAUGAAAAUAUUAACCAAAGUUUGACAGAGCAACUACAAGCGAAGGGUAAAGAACUGGAUACUAAAUCUACUGAACUUAACGACGUCAAAGAGAAGUUUGAAAAAACCUGUCAAAUUCAUGAACAACGGACCGCAGAGCUCGAGUGUGUUAAACAAAAUUUGACGGAACAGUUACAGGCAAAGAAUGAGGAAAUGGAUGUCAAAUCUACUGAAUGUGACAACCUCAGAGGGGAGUUGGCAGAGGCUAGGCAAACUAAUCAACAACAGGCUUCGGAGCAUGAACGUGUUAACCAAAGUUUGACGAAAGAACUGCAAGUCAAGGGUGAGGAACUGAAUGCCAAAUCAAAUGAAUUCGAUUAUCUCAAAGCGGAAUUGGAGGACGUUAAGGAAGUUCAUGAACGGCGCACCUUUGAAUAUGAAAACAUUAACCAAAGUUUGACGGAGGAGCUGCAGACAAAGAGUGAAGAACUAAAUGCUAGGUCUGCUGAAGUUGAAAACCUUAGAGCGGAAUUCGGAGCAUCCAGCCAGAUUCAUGAACAGAAAUCAGUUGAAUAUGAAAAUGUUAACAAAAGCGUGAUAGAACAACUACAAACAAAGGGUGAAGAACUGAACACUAAAUCCAUUGAGUAUGACAACCUCAAAGCAGAAUUCGAAGAGGCCAUGGAAAUUCAUAAACAACGAGCCUCAGACUAUGAAAAUGCUAUACAAAAUUUGAUGGAACAGUUAGAAGCUAAGAUUGAAGAACUGAACACUAAAUCCACUGAGCAUGACAACCUCAAAGCAGAAUUCGAAGAGUCCAUGGAAAUUCAUAAACAAAGAGCCUCAGACUAUGAAAAUGCUAAACAAAAUUUGAUGGAACAGUUACAAGCCAAGAAUAAAGAAAUAAACACUAAAUCCACUGAGUAUGACAACCUCAGUGUAGAAUUCAACGAGGCCAUGCAAAUUCAUCAACAGCAAGUCUUUGAGUAUGAAAAUGUUCAACAACAUUUGACGGAGCAACUACAAGCAAAAUCUGAAGAAAUGGGUGCUAAAUCUACUGAAUGUGACAACCUUAGAGCGGAGUUGGAAGAGGCUAUGCAAAUUAAUGAGCAACAGGCUUCAGACCACAAACGUGUUAACGAAAGUUUUACAGAAGAACUAAAUGCUAAAUCAAAUGAAUGCGAUGAUCUCAAGUCGGAAUUAGCGGAUGCCAAGAAAGUUCAUGAACGGCGCACCUUUGAAUAUGAAAAUGUUAACAAAAGCGUGACAGAACAACUACAAACAAAGGGUGAAGAACUGAACACUAAAUCCACUGAGUAUGACAACCUCAAAGCAAAAUUCGAGGAGUCCAUGGAAAUUCAUAAACAACGAGCCUCAGACUAUGAAAAUGCUAAACAAAAUUUGAUGGAACAGUUACAAGCCAAGAAUGAAGAAAUAAACACUAAAUCCACGGAGUAUGACAGCCUCAGAGUAGAAUUCGACGAGGCCAUGAAAAUUCAUCAACAGCAAGUCUUUGAGUAUGGAAAUGUUCAACAACAUUUGACGGAGCAACUACAAGCAAAAUCUGAAGAAAUGAAUACUAAAUCUACUGAAUGUGACAACCUUAGAGCUGACCUGGAAGAGGCUAGGCAAAUUAAUGAGCAACAGGCUUCAGACCACAAACGUGUUGACGAAAGUUUUACAGAAGAACUAAAUGCUAAAUCAAAUGAAUGCGACGUUCUCAAAUCGGAAUUAGCGGAUGCCAAGAAAGUUCAUGAACGGCGCACCCUUGAAUAUGAAAAUGUUAACAAAAGCGUGACAGAACAACUACAAACAAAGGGUGAAGAACUGAACACUAAAUCUAAUGAAUUGGACAACCUUAGAGCGGAAUUCGAGGAGGCCAUGGAAAUUCAUCAACGACGAGUCUUAGACUAUGAGAAUGUUCAACAAAAUUUGAGUGAACAGCUACAAGCAAAGACUGAGAGAAUGAAUGCUAAAUCUAUUGAAUAUGACAAUCUCAGAGCGGAAUUUGAGGAGGCUAAGAAAAAUAAUGAGGGACAAACAUCUGAGUAUGAAAGUGCCAAUCAAAGUUUGGUGGAAGAACUUCGAGCUAAAAGUGAAGAAUUAAAUACUAAAUCAGCUGAAUAUGACAACCUCAGAGCGGAAUUAAAGGAGACCAUGCAAAUCCAUGAGCGAGAAGUUUCAGAGUAUGAAGGUGGCAAACAAAAUUUGACGGAACAGUUACAAACAAAGAGCGAGGAGAUGAAUGCUAAAUCUAUUGAAUGUGACAACCUCAAGGAAGAAUUGGAAAAAACCAAGCAAGCUAAUGAGCAACAGAUCUCUGAGCAUGAAAGUGUUAAGCAAUGUUUGACAGAAGAACUGCAAGUCAAGAAUGAAGAACUAAAUGGAAAAUUGGCGGAAUGCGAUGACCUCAGGGCGGAUUUGAAAGAGGCUAGGGAAGUUUAUGAACGGCAGACCUCUGAGCAUGAAAAUGUCAAGCAAAGUCUGGCGGAGCAACUACAGGCAAAGAGCGAAGAACUGGAUGGUAAAUCUACUGACCUUAACGCUGUUAGAGCAGAGCUGAAUGAAAUUUAUCAAAUUCGUGAACAACAGACCGCUGAGUUCGAACGUGCUAAACGAAAUCUGACAGAACGGCUAGAAGCCAAAAACGAAGAACUGAAUAAUAAAUACACUGAGUUUGAUAAACUUAAAGCAGAAUUGGAGGAAACUAGUCAAAAUUAUCAACAGCAAGUAUCUGAGUAUAAAAAUCUAAAUCAGGAACUUAAAGAUAAACUAAAAACGUCUGCUGACGAAUUAGAAGCAACGUCUGUUCAACUGAACCAGCUGCAAAAAGACUUCGAGGAAAAGAUGAAAAUGCAUGAACGAAAGAUGGAGGAAUAUCAAACAGUUUGUACCAACUUGAAGGAGCAAUUGCAGGCGACUGUUGAAGAGCUUGCAAAUACAUCGAAAGAAAAUGAAACGUUAGGUUUAGAACUUGAGAAAUGUAAACAGGAUGACAGCGAGAAUCGUAGAAAUUACGGGGAUAAAAUAAAGGAACUAGAAGAACAAGCAGCUGCUAAAACUCGAGCGUUCGAAGAUAAGUCGAACGAAUACGAUAACCUGAGUCAAAGAAUGGCUGAGGAAAUUAAGAGAAGUGAUGAGAAAUUGGACUUGAAAUCUGCGGAGUUAGGAAAGCUUAAAGAUGUAAUGAUCGAGAGCAGACAAACGUACGAAAAAAGAAUUGAAGAUUUGGAGAAUAAAGUUGAAUCUCUGAAUGAAGAGUUAAGGACUAACCAAGAGAAAAUAAUUGAACAUGAAUCUGUGAAUGAAAAAAUAACUGAAGAGUUGCUAGUUAGAAGCGAAUCCUUUGAAACGACAUCUGCCGAGUUAUUGAAACUUAAAGACGAAGCCACACAAAAUAGCCAAAAUCACGAGAACAGAGUCGGACGUUUAGAAAACAAGAUUCAGAGCUUAACACAAGAGGCGACGGUUAAUGAAGAGCAAAUAGUGGAACUGCAAACCAAGCUGAGAGUUACAAAACAACUUCUGGAAGGACAGUCGGCGGAGUUAGACAGAGUUGAAAACGAGGCGAAACAGAGUAGCCAAAUGUACGAGCAAAAAAUUGAGGAUAUACAAAGUAAGAUUGAGACUUUAACUCGGGAGCUAAAGAUCAGCGAAGGUCGUGUUGAAGAAAAGCAAGCCCUAAACGAAACAUUGAGCGAGGAAUUAAAGAUGAAAAAUGAAUUGUUUGAAAAAACAACUGCUGAUUUAGAGAGAGUUCAAGAUAAGGGAAAACAAAAGACUCAAAUUUUCGAGCAAAAAGUGGAGAAUUUAGAAAAUAAAAUUACGACUUUGACGCAAGAGUUGGAGACAAUGGAAGGGAAAAUGAACGAGCAACAGGUUGAGUUAAAAGUAAAGAAUGAACAACUGGAAAUAAAGUCAUCUGAGAUUGAGAGUAUUAAAGAGAAAAUCGCUCAAAGUAGGCAAACAUACGAACAACAAAUUGAGGUAAUGGAAGGCAAAAUUCGUGAACUAAGCGAGGAGCUUAACGCAAGCGAAGGAAAAAUUGAAGAAUAUAAAGUCUUGAAGCAAACAUCGACCGAACAGCUAGAAAUUAGCGAGAAGAAUUUGCAGGAAGCAUCGGCUGAAUUGGCGACAGUCAAAGAGCAAGUAGAACAACUCAGCCAAACAAAUGAGACUUUAGAAAAUAGAAUACAGAGUUUAACCCAAGAACUGAAAAUUAACGAAGAGGAGCUUAAAGCAACAUAUCUUGAGCAGAGGAAAUUGAAAGAAGAGUUAGAACACAGUAGUCUUGCGUUUGAAAGAAAGGUUGCAGAUUAUGAAAUGAUAAACGAUACUUUGAAAUCUGCGGCACUGGAGUUGAAAACCAAGUGUGAAGGAGAGGAGGUGGUGAAAAAAGAGUUACAGGAAAGUAAAAUGAUAUUUGAAAGAAAAUUGGAGGAAUACGAAAGCCAAAGCCAGGUACUUAGAAAACAGUUAGAACUCAAUCGGAAACAAUUAGAAGAAAAGUCUGUUUCAUAUGACCAGUUGGAAGACAAAUUGAUUCACAAAAGCCAGGAAUACGAACGGAAUGUUAUUGAUCUUGAAACUAAAAUUCAAACACUUGAGAAAAAUUAUGAACUCACCCAACAACAAUUGAAGGACAAAGCUGCUGAGCUGGAAACCUUGAAGGAGAACUUUGAUAGAAUUGAACAAGAAUUAGAAAGAAAAUCUGAAGAAUCUGCAACCCAAAUUGAGUCUCUUAAAGAACAGAUUGACCAUUUAAUUAAACUUCAGGAGAGUGAGAUUAAGGAAAGGUCCGAGAAGGAACAAGAAAUUUUACACGAAAAGGCCAUUGUUGCUCUUCAGUUAAAUGAAUAUAAACAAACCAGUGAGAAAGAUAUACAAAGAUUGAAAGAAGAACAGAAGACUGUUUUGGAGUCAAAAAUAGAAUUGGAGAAUGAGAAAAUGUUGUGGUCUCAGAAGGCACAGGAGAUUUCACAGGAGAAAGCCAUUGUGGAUCGUGAGGUGGAAGAAUAUAGAAAAAUCGAUGAGUUGAAAAAGAAUGAAGUAGAGAGGUUGAAGGAAGAACUUAAUGUUGCGCAGGAAAAGAAAUCACAAAUGGAUGGUAAACUUGGUCAACUUUCACAGUAUAUAGAGGAUAAGAGAGAAGAAUAUAUAAGAGGUUUACAAGAGAAAGAGAAAGAAUGUUCAGUUUUGAGUGAGGAUAAUCAACGCUUGAGAAAAGAUAUUGAACACAUGAUGAACAACCUUGAAGAACUACAGAUAUCUAAAGAGUUCAUGGCGCAGGCCAAACACGCGAAUGCAGGCCAACUAAUUCAGGAAGAAAUUCCCCGGCCGAAAUCAGCUCGUGAAUUAGCGGCCAAUCCUGACGAACCCUUGAUAAAAACAGAGGAAGUCGUACAGCUGCAGUCAGCCUAUAAUGAUGAUGACAUGUGGGCUGAACCAACCUCAGACACAAUAUCUGUGCAUAAUAAGGUUCUAGAAAUCGAACGUAAUUUCAAUGACGUGAAGCAACAGUUAACCGAGGAGAUGAACAGAAAUCUAGAGUUGAAGCAAAGACUGGAGAGAUUACAAGAAGAAAAGAACGCAGCAGAUGUGAGGUGCACUGAAUUAAAGCAAGCUUUGGAAGAAUUUAUAUUCUCCACUGAUAAAAGAGGAGAUGUUGAAGAGCAGGAGGAUGGAAAGAACAUGGAAGAACCAGUUCAAGCCGACCAAGACGUAUCAAUGAUGUUUGAAACUCCAUCAACUAUUGAGCCAAAUCAGGCGAUCCAUGCUACAUCGGAAUCAUUUGGUGAAGUUGUUCGCUUAUUGGAAGAAGAAAAGGCAACCUUGGAGAGAAAACUAGAUACGGCUACAAAGGAAAGAAAUGCUCUUCGUGCCCAUAUCGAGCAACUCGAGGAAGAACUAGAGAAAUCGCGUGAUACUGAUGCACGUGAUACUGGGACACGUGACGAAGGCGUUUUCAUGAAUGUCGAAGAACAGAAUAAGAUGAAGAACAUUGUCAAGGAGGCCGAUGCACUAAGAAACUCAUUGCAAGAACGCGAAGAAAACGAACGGCAACUUCAGCAACAGUUGAAACUUUAUCAUGAUGAGUUACAGCGGGAAAGUGAGGACAACGAAUUGCUUCGAAACACCCUAUCCCACCUUGAACAGCAAAUAAACACUGAUAAAGAACAACUAUUGAGCUUAGAAACAGAACUAACUGAAGUUCGCAAUGGAAGUGAAAGCUUAAAGCUUGACAUGGAAAAUUUACAGAAAGAAAAACACGAGUUGUUAGAAGAUAAAGAAAGGACACGAGGCGAGAAUGCAAAGUUUUCUGAGCUAAUAAAGGAAUUGCAGGAGAAUGUAAAGACCAAAGAUACGGAGAUUAUGGACUUGCAUCAGAAUUUAGAGGAGAAGGAAUCGGCGAUAGUGGAUUUACGGCAAAACCUGGAUGGAAAAGAAACUGAAAUUUUUGAAAUUCAGCAAAGUUCUGAGUCAUUGGCGGAGCUGAAUGAGAAUAUAAAGGGAAGGGACUUAGAAAUUACUGGUUUGAAAAAGGAUAUUCAGAGAAGAGAGGCCGAAAUCACCGAGCUGAUGCACGCAAAAGAUUCUUUAAUUUCAGAGUUGCAAGACCAUGUCGUAGGUAAGGAGAGCGAAAUAGUGAAAUUAAACGAGACUGUGGAAGCAAAAGAAUCAGAAAUCGCAGACUUGCAGCGAAAUCUUUCUGCAAAAGAGGGCGAAGUCGUGGAAAUAAAAGAAAGUAUCAUUAGCAAAGAUAGAGAAAUCCUAGAAUUGAAAGAGGACGUCAGAGCGAAAGAGGCUUUCGGUGAGGAACUCCUAAAUUCUAAGAAACUUAUGGCGAAGUUAAAGAAGAAAUUCACAGCGUUCCGAGACGAGAAGCAAGCAGAGCUGGAGAAAAAAGAUGAAGACAUAUCAAGACUGUUAGAUCGGGUCGCUGAGGUCGAGAGUCUUCGUCGCAGUGAAGGACAGAAUGUCGACGAGGAGAUCAAGAAAUUGACUGAAAGAAUUCUUGCAGCGGAACAGCGGCAUGAAGGAGUUUUGCAGACAAAGAAUGAUGAGAUUAACACUUUGAAGGAGAUGGUUAGGAAUCUUGAACAUAGCAAAGACGAAGCAUUAGAAGAGAAUGACAGCAAAAUUGCCAAUCUUCUUGAGCAGCUUGAUCAAUCUCAAGAAAUUCAUAAUAAACAUAUCCAAGAUAAAGACGCUGAGAUAUCUGACAUGAAAGAUGAAUUUCAAACGGAGUUGGACAAGAAUAACGAGUUCGUUCUGCAACAAAUCAACAUGUUGAAAGAAGAAUUAGCCCAAAGCAGAUCAGCUUUAUCUGAGGAGGAAAAUGAGACCGAAUCAUUGAGAAAGAAAUUGUCAGACAAAAACGACGAAUUGGAAAUGAUAAAGGGCGAACUUCAGGAUAAAAUGACCACUUUGGCCGCGACUCAAAAUGAACUGGAACAUCUAAGAAAUAUUACCUCUGAUAAUGAAGAACAGUAUAAGAAUAUGCAGGAAGAAUUGCAGCAUAACAGGACUGAAUUAGGCGAGAAUGAAUCCCUGGUUAGGUCGCUGAAUGCGAGUUUGACUGAAAGUCAGGAACAGAUGAAGGAGCUAAAGAGAAAUAAUGAGGCGAUGAUGGAUCGCCAGUCAACCUUAGGAGAGAAAGAGGCCGAGUUGAUAACAUUAGCAGAACAACUUGAGGGGAAAUCGACAGCAUUAUCUGAAAGUGAAUCUGCAUGCGAAGUUCUUAAACAACAACUAGCUGAAAUUGGCGGAGAACUAAAGAAACAAAAAGAACGUGAACAAGAUUUGGUAGAAAUGUUACGUUUAAGAGAUGAGCAAAAAGACCUGCCUGAGGAACGUGCUAACACGCCUAUCGUUGAGGAAACUGUUGCCGAAGAGAAUAGAAGCCAAGUCCUGGAGCUACCGGCUCUCGAGGAAACUGUCGUGGCUGUAAACGAGAGUGUAGUUGAAGAGUUGCCACCUGUUCUUUCAGCAGAUGACAAUUCUCAGUCACAAGAGAAAAGCUUGCAUUCCCAGUUAAAAGAUAAGGAAGCAGCACUCCAAAAACAAACAGAACAGCUACAGACAGUCGCUAAAAAAUUCGCAGGACUAAAGAAGAAGUUUGGAACUCAAAAAGAACAACUAAAAGAGCUCAGCAAUACAAACAAGAAGCUACGUGAAGAAAAGGACGAGUUGACCAAAACUAAUGAAGAUAUGAACAAAAAAUUAUCCGAAAUGAGAAAAUUGUCUGUGGAAAAAGAAGUGCUAGAGAACUCCUUGAAUUCUAAAGAUUCUAUACUCGAGUUAUUGAACUCUGAGGUCAGCCGUUUCCAGGAAAAUAUCACCAUGAUUGAAGAGGAGAAUCUUGGAUUGAAAACAACCCUUGAAGGAAAAGACCGUGACAUGUCUGCAUUACGACGGCAGCUAAAUACGGCUUCUGAACAGGUGGAAAUGAUGGACGCCUUAGCUGAGGAUCGUGAUAAGUUGACUGAAGUGCUGGCCUCGAAGAAGGAAGAAAUAGAGUCAUUGGCUUCACAACUUCAGGGGAGUCAGGCUUUGGUUAUGCAGAAGGAGGCUGAAAUAGAAAAGUUUAAGAAAAAUAUUGACGAUGACUUCACAAUACAUUCGGAACAACUUCAGUUAUGGAAAAAUCAUGUUGAAGCAAGUACACAUGAAAUAUCGGAGCUUCAGAGGCUUUUGCGAGAGAAAGACAGUCAAAGUGAGGAACAUCAGCAGGAAUUUGAGUCUCUUCGCGCUGAGGUAGAAAGUUACAAGAAGAAACUACAGGAGAAAGAAAGUGAAAUUGAAGAAGGUGGAAAGGAUAUUUCAUUCAUCCAAAGUCAGCUUGAAAACCAGAUUCGGGAGAAAUCUGAAUUAUCAGAAGAUAUCAUGCGAUUUAUUUCCGAGAACCAGCAAUUAAGAUUGGAACUCGAAUCGAACGCUAAUAAGGAAGACUCUUCCGAGUUAGAGGCUUUAAAACAACAGUCUGAGCAACAGAGUCAGGAAUUGUGUAAUCUUAGACAAGAACUUGAGGUUGAAGUUGAACGGCAGAGCAAAUUGCAGAGAGCAUUACAGGAGAAAGGUGCCUUAAUUGAGGAGUAUGAAGAGGAAUUUGUAUCUCUGCGUCGAGAUAUGAAUGAACUCGAACAAGAACACAGGCGUGUUGACGAGACUAUGGAUGAACUGGUAGAGCAAAAACGAAGUUUGGAAGGAUUGCUUCAAGUCCGAGAAGUUGAAGUAAAUGAUCUGCGUAGCAAGAUGAGUGAAAUGGAGAAAGAUCAAGUAGCCCGAGACGUUUCUGAGAAUUUGCAACAAAUGCUGUCGGAGAAGAAUGAAGAAGUCCAGCUGUUAAAUAAGUCGCUUUCUGAGAAAUCGGUAGUGAUAGAGGAACUUUCAGGUAAUUUAACCGCUCUUAGGGAUCUGGACGCGGAAUCCCAAGCGAAGAUUUCUGCUCUGGAAAGGCAGAAAGAGAGCUUGUUUGCCGAGUCAUGCAACUUUAGUACACAGCAGAAAGACACAGAACAACAACUUAUAGAGGUACAAGCAGAACUUGAGGAUUCUCAGAACAGAAUGAACAAAUUCGAGGAAUUGUUGCACGAAACACGAGCAGCUUUAGAGCAAACUCAGAGAGAGAAUCUACAAAUUCAGGAAACUUGUGAAAAUCAUGUUAACGAGAAAAAUGCUUUACAAGUGAACUUAAGCCAAACUGCAAACCAGGCUUUAGAGCUUAAAGGCACAGUUGAAAGUCUAGAAGAAAGCUUAAGUGAGAAGGACAGGGAGUAUGGAAAUGAGAUACGAUUGUUGAGAUCGGAGGUUGAAGCUAAAAGUGCUGAGAUAUAUUCCAUGCAAGAGACUGCAGAACUGGUGGAUGAAUUAUCGAAAAAGUUAGCGAAUGCGAGUUCAACAGUCACAGACUUGGAACAAAAACUUGAAGCAGCCAAGAAAAAAGAAGAAACGAGAGAAAUCGAGUUGAUUCAGAGAAGUGAAGCACAGAACGUCGAAGGAACACCAGAUCAAUCCUCUACCGAUGCAGGAGAACCGAGUGCGGAUGACAGGGCAACUUUAGAAGCAAAGAUUGCGGAAUUAGAGAAAGAAAAACUUCAAUUAAGAAAGAAACUGGCCACGAUGAAGAAAGCGAGUGCCGAGAUUGGAAAGCAACAUAAACAAUUACAGACUGCUCUUGCUCAGAAAGAGAAAGAAUUGGCAAACUUAACAUCGGAGAAACAGGUCAUCAAGGAAAGAUUGGAAAGAGAAAUCGACACGCUCAAGAAUGAAAAGGAUUCAAUGGAAUCUGAAUUCGAGGAUUGUGUUAAAGACCUGAAGGAAAUCACAAAAGAAAAUCAAGAGACAGACAAGGAGAGAAAUAGUUUAAAGGCAGCAGUUCAAAAUCUAGAAUCAGAAAAAGAGUGGAAUAUCUCUGAACUUGAGAAUUUAAGAGCUGAACUAGAUGAGAAAGAAAGUGAAGUACUGGAACUAACAAAACAACUUGAAGCGGCUAAAAUAGAUUUUGAUGAUCGUAUGAGAAAACGUUUAGAUGAACUUCUGAUGGAAAAAGACUUAGAGAAAGCUGACCUCGAGGAAGAGUUUGCAAAGCAAGUCCAGGAGGUUUGUUCUCAGAAAGAUCAAUUGAUUUCUCAGAAAGAUGUCCAGAUUUCCGAACUGAGGAAUAGAGCAGAACUCAAUGAGGGUUUAUCAAAUGAGGCUGGACAGAUUUCUGAGAAGAUGCAUUUAGAGAUAGAGAACUUACGACAACAACUCGAUACGAAAGAUAAACAACUAUUGGAUCUAAAUGAGAAACUUGCAACUACAAUGGACAGUAAAGAAAUCGUGAAAGAAGAUAUUGAAAAGAACUCUGAUAAGUUAUUGGUUGAGUUAGAGAAUAUGAAACACCAACUCGAGGCAAAAAAUGAAGAAUUAAAGAACCUAAAAGAGAGUGAUGCAAACGAAAGCAGUGGCGCGCAAACUCAGGAUCUGUUGGCCGAGAUUGAAAAUCUGAAAGAUGAGCUUCAGAUCCUUGGUGAUGGACGUGAGGCACUGGAUAAAAAAUUACAUGAAGUACUCACUGAGAAGCAGAAGUUAUAUGACGAGUUGUUAACAGUCAGUCAGGAGCGGAACGAGUUGAAGAACGCACAGGAGAGCGCUGGUCAAAUGGGCAGCAUUGUUGAGGAGAAAGACAAGAAAAUUGCUGUGUUAAAAAAGAAGUUAAAAGAACUCCGAAGAGAGAAAGCUGCUUCUGAAGCAAAGUUAGAGGAGUCGAAAGUAUCGGAGCUUGAAGUAACUCCACAGAUUGUUAACGAGGUUUUCCAAAUGUCGGAGAUGCCCACAGUUGAAGCUCUUCCAGAAAUUAAUACCGAGCAAAAGCCGAGCAAAGAAGAGCUUGAUCAUCUUCGUCACGAGAGGAACGUUUAUGAAGAGAGUUAUAUCAGAAUACAACGAGAACUUGAUCAAAUACAAAAAGAAAACGAGUCACUCCUUUCUGAUUUACAAUCCAAACAAGAUCUAAUCGAUGGCUUUGAGGUGCAACUGAAACAGGAGAAAGAUGUUGUGAAGAAUGAGAUGGAAAUAGAUGUCAAUGAAAUGAAAAAUAAGAUGAAAGGACGGGAAGAAGAGUUGAUGGAAAUGCAUCUUGGAGAAAAAUUCCAGAUGGAAAGUUUGAUUGGAGAGUUGAAGGAAGAAAAAAUGCGAAUAAGUGACGACGUAGUCCAGUUAAAAGAAGAGAUCUCAUCUCUGGUACAUGAAAAAGAAGAAUUAGGGCAUGAGUACUCUGCGCUUAAACACUCGUUUGAGAGCGUCUCAGAAAAUUUAGAGGCUGUGCAAAAUGAAUUGGCUGGUUCUAAGGAUAAAUAUCGUGAAUUACAAGAUGAAAACACUUCCCUUCAAAGUGAUGUUGACUUGAACAAGAAGGGCAAACUUAAACUGAAACAUAAACUCAAAGAAGCUCUAAAACAACACGAAGAAGAGAAGACCGCUUUUCAGCAGGAUUUACAAAAUGUAAAAAGUGAGAAGGCAGAGAUAUGUAAUGCACUACGUACUGAAUUUGGCGCAGCUUUGGACAGUCGGGAUGAUAUGUUGAGUGGUCUGAGGGAGAGACUAGAAGCCUUAAAGACUGAAAAGUUAAGUUGCGAGGAAAAAUACGAAACUGAGAAUCGGGAAUUGAUAUCAAAGGUUACCGAGAGUGACGAAAAGAAUACGAAGUUGCAGUCAGAGGUGACGGAGUUGACGGCCAGCUUAGACAGCGUUGGAGCAGAGUUAUCUCGAGUACGUCAUGAGAAAGAUAACAUUGGAGAUUCGAUCAGAGCGGAGUUUGAUCAUAUUUGUUCAGGAUUAAGGCAGGAUUUGGAGCGAGUCUUAAAGGAAAGGGAUGAAAUUGCUAGAGCCAUGGAGGUUGGUCGUCUUGGUUUGGAGAAAGAAUUGAUUGAUAAAGAAGAGACAUUCGAUGGCCUGCUGCAGAUUGUCAAAGAAAAGGAUGAAAUCCUAAAUUCCGAGAAUUUGGAAACUCUAAAAGCGGAGGUAGAACGUCUCAGGCGAGAACUAUCGACAGAACAUAUGAUCUUGGAACAGGAACGGGGAUUAGUCGAACAAAAGAAUGUCGUUAUUCAAACUUUGGAGGAUGAUAAGAAAAGAUUGUUGAUCGAGAGAGAUAAUGUUUUAGAAAGGGCUGGACAGGAGGUUUCCGAACUUCGUUCAUCUAAAGAUACAGUAAUUGAAAGUUUGGAGGAUCGUUUGUCGAAACAAACUGAAGCACAUGAUCUUCUCAAUGAAAAAUAUCAAGAAAUUUCUCGAGAAUUCCGAGAAAUAAAUGAACAUAUCGACUCGUGUGUACGAGACACGAACCAAGACGAAGGGCUACUCGAAGUUCUUGCCUUGGAAACGGCAACGCCUGGGGAGACGCGCAUGCGUAGUAACAAAAUCGUGAGUCAACUGCUUGGAAACUGGACCGAGUCUGAAAGGAAAUGCGAGAAACAAAACAGAAACUGGGAAUCGACUGAAGAAAGUUAUAAGUUGGAGAUUGAGAAAUUACAAAACGAAAAAGUGGAAGUAUGCAAGGAGAUUGAAACGGAGUGGCAAAGAAAGCUGACGGAAAAAGAAGUAGAAAUGGAUGCACUCUCAAAGAAACUCGAUAACAGCCAGAAGGAAAAUAGUGAAGUAAAAGUAGAAAUGGCGAAGGUUAAGGAAGUUCUGGAAAAGGGAAUGUAUGGUUUGAUGAUUGAAAAAGAAGAUUUGACUAACCAACUGAAAGAAGCUGAUUUAAAACUUGUGGGCAAAGAGCAAGAAAUGUCGGUUUUGGGAGAACAAUUUGAGAAAGCUAAGGUUGUUAUCGCAGAGUUGAAUGAAGAAAAGCAAAGUGUCAGCUCAUCAAAUGAGGAGUUUAAGUUGACCAUUGCUCAAGCCACUGAAGAGAUUGACCGCCUUCAAUUGGAUAUCGAAGUUUUACAAAAUGAACGAAACCACUUUGAACAACGCUUGAUUGAAAACACCCAACUCAGUGAUGGUCAUUUCAUGAAAUUAUUCAAAAUUCUCGGAAACGUGGAGGUUGAUCAAAGUGUAGAGCAAAUAAAAACGAUGUUACCAGAAUUGCUCUCGGAUCUGGUCAGACAAGUUCAUGACAAUGAAAAAGUUCAGGGACAUCUGAGAGAAGAAAAAGCUAAAGUUUGUAAUCAAAUCCGUGAAGACUUUGAAAGCACUUUGGUUGAGAAGGAAAGUAUACUAGAGGAACUCCGAGGUAAGCUCAAGGAAACUCAUCAGAAAUGCGAUGAUGUGAGCCAGACCAGUGAGGAACAGAGGCGGAAAAUUGAAAAUCUGCAGGGACAAGUUUCUGCACUGCGUACGAAAGUGGGGAAAGUGGAAAUAUCGAGCCAUUCAGAUGACAAUGUUGAUGGAGAAAAGCCUCAUGCGAUCCGUGAAGAUAUCGUGAAGCGUAGUGUUGUUGAAGAAGUUCUCACAGCAUCGUCAUCAGAUCCAUUAAUGACCGAGUAUGAAACUACUAAUACUGAAAUACAGACACUAGCUGAUGAAAAUUUGGAUUUAAAAGCCCAAUUAGAUCACCUGAAUAAUGAGUUAGAGUCGCUUCAGAAAGAUAAUUCGAAAAUCGCAGAACAAUUAAACAGCAAAAACUUACAAACCGCUGCACUUGCUGGCGAGAAUGAAACAUUGAAAGACCUGAUCUCAAGUUUAAACAACUCCGAACUUUCAGAGACUAAUGAAAGACUUCAACGCGAAAUAGAGCAACUUCGAUUAGAUAAGGAAGAUCGACUGGGCAAAAGUAGCACAAAUGGGGACGCUGAUGAAAAGGCUUUGGAACAGCUUCGAGAUUUGAGCAGCGAAGUCACUCGGCUCCAGGCUGAGCUGACGGUAGCGACCGAAGACCGAGCAGCAUACGGCAAGCUUCGAAGAGACUUUGAUCACAUCGUAUCGGGGUUGAGAGGAGAUUUGGAGCGGGUGAUGUCUGAUCGUAAUAAUACAGCCCAGAUGUUGGAUAGCUUGAGAGCUCAAGUUCAUGAUAAGGAAGUCAGAGCAUCUGGCGAGGCUCAAAAAGCCAGUAAUGUGGACGGUAAGGGCGUACACGACGGGUCGAAAAGGGAUCCCAAGGGACGGUCGUUGAAGGAAGUUGAAAAAGAAUUGGAAACUGUAAAACGCGAGCUUCAUGAGAUUAGUUUGGUUAACAGGCAGUUAAAACAACUUGGCAAGAGUCUUGAUACAGAAUUGAAAGAAACAAGAAGAGAUAAACAGCAGAGUGAGAAGAAAUGUCAAGAUCUAAGAGAUGAAAUGGAAGCAUUUGUUAAAGAGAAAGAAGCAAUUAUUGUGGAGUCCAGAGAGCGCAUUGAGACCAGCGAGAAACUAAAUCAAGACAAACUACAUGAAGUGUAUAGACAACAUGAGGAAGAGCUCCGCAGGGCUACAGAAAACUCGGAAAAUAAGGAGCUGUUUUCGGCUAAUGAAGAACUGCAGAUGAAAUUAAACGAUGCGUAUGAAGAAAUCAAUAGCAUGGCUCAACUGGAAGGAAAUAACAAUGCUCUAAAGAAAGAAAUAGACAGUAUGAAGAACGAGAAGAAUAGUUUAACAGAAAAAAUGGAAGAGUUACAUAUUGAAGCUGAACAACAAAAGGAUAUUUUACGAAGUGAAAAUGACGUUUUAAUCGGGAACGUGAAAGACCUUAAAGGUUUAAUUGAUGAAGCUGAUAGACAGAUUGAAAUUCGGGAUGGAGAAAUAAAAGAUUUGAAAAAGCGUCUCCAAGAAAGCAAGGAAAAUGUUGGACCAGGCGCUAAAACCAUCCAUGACGUGACCAAGGCUUACAAUGAUGUGAUCUUACCGGAAGUGGAGUCUCCGCUGUGGCAGGAACAAGAAGGACGAGCCCUGGUGAAAGCCGUGAACGAUUUAGAGCUCGGGGAGAAGCCCGAAGGGGGGAGUGCAAUCAUCGAAUAUCGCCCUGAAAUGACAUCAGAAAGUGAGAAGCUUGAACGAGAACUGGUUCAAACGUCCGGUCAAGUGGACGAGACUGAAAAUCAAUUGAAGUUCCUUAAAGAAGAACUAGAAAGGGAGGGGAGGGACAGAAAAAUUGUCAUGGAUCAACUUGAGAAAGAAAAAGAAGAGCGAGCUGAGGUCUUCCACGAAUUAGAGAAGGUUAAAAAGAUUUCUCAUAAACUUAAAAACAUGUUAAAGAACUCGCGAAGUGAAGUUGAACAAAUAAAUAAAAAUUUAGCUCAGGCUAAAGAUGAUGCUGUCGAGAAGGAACACGCAAUAACGACACUUCGGAAAGAAAUGGCUGAAAUUGUCGAAGAGAAGGAAGAAAUAGUUAAGAACUUGAUGUCGCAGAGGAAGGCUUUAGAGCAAAAGGGAGAUGAAACCUUGGACAAAUUAAAGUCUGAAUAUGACGCGAGAUUAAAGCAACAAAACAGUCAUAUUGAGACACUUAGUAAUGAUCUGAAUGACGCCUUGUCUCGAGGUGAUGAACUAAAGGGACAACUUGAUAUGUGGAGACGCAGUUAUAACGAAGUCACUGAACGAGGAAAUGCUCUUGAAAAUGAAAUUGGAUCUCUUAGACAUUCGCUACAAGAUAGUAUUGAUGAACAUAAUAAAGAUGGGGAGAUAGCUCGUGCACAACUAAGCGAGGCUCAGGAAAGAAUUCAAAACUUGGACGAACAGUUGAAAAAAGUCACUGAGGAGAAGGAUUACAGUGAUAAAAUUAAAAAUGAGUUAGAAGCAAACAUGGCUAUGUUUAAAGAAAAUCUUGAAAAAACCAUCUCUGAAAAAGAUCACGUCAUCGAGGAUCUGCGUAAUGAUCUUGAUACUUCUAGAGAAAAACUUCAAAACCUGACUGAUGAAUUAGAGUCACAGAGGAGCUUACAUGAUCGUUCGAUGAAUCAGAUUAGGCAAGACGAAGUAAAAUUGAUGAAUUUACAAAAUGAAAUGAACUCAAGUUUGAGUGAGAAAGAUAGUGUCAUUGAACAACUGGAGAAAGAGCUUGAUACUGCAAACGAAACUAUACAUAAUACUUCGCGGACGCUCCAGUCUAAAACUUUGGAAUGUGAAAAUUUAUUGUCUGAAAACGGCUCUCUCGCAGAGCAGUUGAGAGAAACACAAGACGAGUCACAGAAUACAAGUAUUAUUAAGGAAGGUGUUAUAGCUGAAACUGGACGUAACCUUGAGGCAGCAACCACUCGCGCUGGGAAGCUGUCUCAAGAGUUGCACGACACUUCGAAUGUUCUUGAGAAUGAAAGAAAACGCAGAGAGGAAUUGGAUGUAAUUUCGUCGACUUUGAGAAAAGAUUUGGAGCUAAGAUCUGAACAGAAACGUGAGCUCGAGAAUGUGAUAAUGGCGUUGAACGUUGAUUUGGAAAAGGCUUUAAAAGAUCGCGAAGAAUUAAGGCAAGCGUUGAGAGUUAAACAGACAGUGACACAGGCUACUGAUAAUCCGUGCUUUGAUCAAAUUACCUUGGAUGAGAAAAUCAAAGAGAUAGAAGAUAUGGAGCAAAAGUUAGAUCAUUCUGAAGGAGAACUUCGUUCUGUAUACGAACAAUUGUCCACAGCUCAAAGUAAAAACGAGGAUUUGGAGGCUCAAUUGAAGGCAGUCGCGCUUUCCCUACAAGAAAGUUUGUCCGAGGCGCAGAAAGAGAGAUCUCAUAUGGAGGAGAUCGUGGCAGGCUUGAAAUCAGACUUACAGCAGAGUAGUUUGACAAAGGAAGAGGCAAUCAAUGUUUUAAGAAAGAAGUUGGAAGAAGCAGUGGAGGAGCGUGGCGGCGCUGUCGAGUCCUUGCGAAACGAGUAUGAUAAAAUGUUGAACGAGAAAGAUCAGAUUAUUGUCAGUGUUCAAGAUGAGAUCCAGCGAGUUAAUGAGGAAUUCACGAACCUCGGGUAUCGUUUUGAGUUGACGUUACAAGAUAACGUCAGCAAAGGCAAUAAUAUCAUGCAUUUGCAAAGUCAAGUCCAAGAAAAGCAGCAGGUUAUGGACAAGAAUAGCGCACUGUAUGAGCGUUUGAAGAACAUGGAAGAACGUGUAACUGAACUUCAGAAUGAAAUCGACGAAUUAAAUAAAGACAAGAAUAAACGAGAUUCCGAGAAACUUGAACUUCAAGAUUCCCAGAAUAAGAUCCUAGCAUUAGAAAAGCGUUUAGCUGCGAACAUGAAGGAAAAUGAAGCAUCGAAAGCCAAGCAAAAGAAGGAAUUCAAAAGAUUGUACGAAGGAGUGACGUUUGAUUUGGAGAAUUCUCGGAAGCAAAAUUUAGAAAAGGAGAAAAGUUUGCAGAAUUUACGAGAAGAGUUGGCGGAAAUUAUGGCACAGAAAGAAGCUUUGGCCGCGAAGAUUCGUAUGCCGGGUAAGGAAAGAAACGUUGAACAAUUGCAGAAAAGUGGAGAUAGUGGUUUCCAAGAAAAAUUCCGAGAUGAGAAAAAGGAAUUACUGCGAGAUCUUGAUAAAACUCGACAGGAAAAGGAUGAGAUUUUUGCGAAAUUUCAUAAUAUCAGCGAAGGUUUGAGACGAGAUCUCGAAGCCGCUAUAAACAGUAGGGACGAGAAAACUCAAGAAUGUUUGAAAGCUAAUUUAAUUAUCGAUAAACUUGAGCGUUCUAAGGAAGAAUUAGAACGCGAAAUAUAUGAAAAAGAAGCUUUGAUUGAUUCACUUAGUACGGGGAAUGAAGCAAAGAACGCGGAGAGAUCAAGUAUUGUUGAACAACUUCGGGAUGAAAAUCAAAAACUGAAAUCGGCUUUGGCCCAAGAGUCAAUGAACACCCGUGAAGCGGUCCUAAAAGGCCAAAACACGAACGAACAAUUGAGGCAAAGCUUAGCGAAAGCUGAGUAUGAUCGUGAGAGUCUUCGGAAUUAUGUCGCAAGCAAAGAAGUCCAAAAUGAAGAAUUGAAACGACAAUUAAAUAAAGAGAUCGCCGAACGUAAACGGCUUGUUGACCGUGGAGGACUAGUCGAAGAGAAGAUUGUCUCGAGUUCUGCCUCAGAGUAUGGAACACUGAACGAGACACGGACGGAUCUGGAUGAGACGGACACAAUGUUCAAUGCAAGUGUUAAUGAUGUUCCUCAGGGAGACGAGAGAAUGAACAAACUUCUUGCAAGACUCGCUGACGCGGCUCGUGUUCAAGAGGAAACAAGUCUACAAUUGUCUGAACUUGAGCAAACAUUGCAAGAAGAGAGAAGUCGCCGGGAAGAGUUAGAGAUCUUGCUGGAAGAACAACAUCAAAAAAGAGAUCAUCGAGUUAAUAUCUUGGAUGAAGAGACAGUACCACUGACAGGAUCGCCUGCAAGUCAUGGUGGUCAGCUGUAUCAACAUCGAGCUUCACAUAUAAACCGAAGAAGUCAGACGUCCUUACUUAGUCUACGUGGCUGUCUUCAAUCCAGCGGUUUACUCGCCCGCCUUUUGUGUGGCCAAGCAAGAGGACGGUGGCCAAUCAUGUUGUAUUUACUGUUCCUUCAUACCGUUCUUAUCAUCUGCCUUUAUUCUAUCUUUUCUGGUUAAUUGCAACAAUCAAAAAUUUUAUAAGAGAUAUAGUUAAGGAAGAAAUCAAGACAAAGUCAUUCAAUAUAAACUAAUGCAAAUUAUUAUCAAUAAAUAUGUUAGGUAAUUAGACAAUGUGUAAUAAACAUAUUCAUAGGACAACUCUGCGCCUGAUUUAGUGCACUUUGGGA